UGAACAAACACAUGAUAAAUAUAUUGAUAUCAAUAUGAGAUAUUUAUUGUGUAGCACAAUAUAAAUUAACAGGGGUUGCGGUAUAGCUAUAUAACGCUAUACUGUGCUCUAAGUGGUCACUGGGACGUCUUACCAUAAUGAUUGCUUUUGUAGGACUCCUAAUUGUCUGCUCGGUAGUGUCUGGUUUGCCAGGCCCCAGGGCCGGGCCCUAUGCCAAGCCAGCUCCAGCGCCCUCCCCAAUACCCCGUCCAGCUCCAAAUGCAGCACCAGCUCCUGCGCCAGCACCAGCACCAGGCCCAGGACCAGCACCAGCACCCGACCCCGAAGCACAGCCUGCCGCGGGACCUGACCCAGAUCUGCUCUAUGGAUGCGAUCCGUACCCACGUUACGCAGGAACGCCCAUAGUGGACACUGCUCUUGUCCCCCCUAUUGCGAAACUUGCAGAACCUUGCUACACAAACCCUUAUCAAGUCCCAUAUCUAAAAUACUAUUAACCGUUCAUUAAUAUUUAGUUCUACAUUAUUUUCAUCUAUAAUUUAUUUUACUACUAGAACUUUACCCAAUAAAUUUCAUUAAAUCAACGAA
Homalodisca vitripennis (glassy-winged sharpshooter) is the source of this 585-nucleotide messenger RNA. Its product is annotated as cyclin-dependent kinase inhibitor 1C-like. Lineage: Eukaryota; Metazoa; Arthropoda; Insecta; Hemiptera; Cicadellidae. The record is from RefSeq and is a predicted model, not a curated record. The transcript is spliced from 2 exons. Bases 138 to 494 code for a protein of 118 amino acids.